Molecule: messenger RNA, 1496 nt
Organism: Asparagus officinalis (garden asparagus)
Lineage: Eukaryota; Viridiplantae; Streptophyta; Magnoliopsida; Asparagales; Asparagaceae
Exons: 10
Coding region: 1-1281 (426 amino acids)
Source: RefSeq, a predicted model, not a curated record
AUGAAAAAAAGUAACAAAUCUAAAGGUGAAGAACAUAAUAGUACACCAAUUAACAUCGUGCAAUUUGUGAUUGAAGAUGUUGAAGAAAAUCUUGAAUGGCUUGAUGAGGCUUAUGUUAAUAAUGAAUAUGUUCAGUAUGAAGAGCUUACUCCCGAUGAGUUUGAAGAUGAUGAGUGGAUUCGUUCUUCCAUAGAUGUAGGGGUUUUACUUGGCCUCAAAGUGGAUGGAGAUGCUGUUAUGGGCACCAAUGACUUCAACUGGAGAGGAAUGUGUGAACGAUUACUGAGUCAAGCUUCUAAUAUGAAGGGUAGUAAGAUCAAGCUUGAGUGUGUGCUGGUACCUUUUCUAGAUUACUAUUUGCCAGCAGUUUGUUGGCUUCCUUUGCUGGCGGUGGUUAGGAGAGAUCGGAGUCUUGGAGGGAGGGAGGUUGUGGUUGCGACGAGUAGGAGGAGAGAGAGUGAGAGAGGAGGGAAGAAUACUAGGGUUUUGGGAAGUCCUUUAUCGAAUUUGGAGGGGAUUGGUAAGGAAAUUGGGGGGAAUUUGGGAGGGAAACGGGUCGUUGGGACAGAUGAGUUGCCCGAAUGGUGGACGAAAUCGGUUUCAAAGUCUGUGGGUUUGGGGGGAGAUGAGAUGUUGAAGGGAGAAGCGGAUCGAUUAGUUAGAGCAAUUUUGGAUAACAGACUGCACGGGAAGGAUUAUAAGGAUGAUGAUAUAAUUCAACUUCGGCAAAUAUGUAAAAUUUCUGGUGCAAGGGUCUCCUUUGGAACAGCCAAUGCACGAGAUGCUUUUUAUCGGGCAUCAGUGAACUUUGUGCUUAACAUCUGCAGCAGAGUAAUGCAGCCUGCUGACACCAUUCAAAUUAAUGGUGAGGAUGCCAGACAAUUCAUUUGUGGGCUUGCCGACAAUAUUGGACUUGAGGAUAUUCGUGCUGCAAGAAUUUUACGUGCAGCUGUUGCUGCCAAGACUCGAUCAUGCUUUUUGCAGUCAUGGUCUUUUGAAGUGCAAGGCAAAAGAUUUGAAGCAUUAAAGGAACUGUCAAAGAUUUGUCAAAUCUUUCAGAUUUUUCCUCCUGAAGAAUACUCGCCCGAAAUGGAGAUGGUAGCUAGCGGUCUGAAGAAGACCAUAGGAAUAGAACAAAGGAAACAUCUGCUGACUCUAUUUAAAGAAGCCUGUGGUGCUAAUUGUCAGAAAACUGCUGAAGAAGCGCUUGGUAUUGUCUACAGCAAUGGGUAUGAAGGCGGUGAUAAUGAGUCAAAUUAUGCAAAUUCUGAACUGCUUUGACAUUUCUUGUAAAGGAUGGGCAAUUCUUUAACAAUCCAAUUUGUCACAGUUGUAAGCAAUUCCUCUUAGAAAUUAUUUGUUACUAAUUAUGAGAAGGAAAUACUACGCGAGCUGAAUGUACUUGGCGUAAACUGAUACUUCAUAUUUUUAUUGUAACUAACAUACAAAACAUUUGAGCAACAAAAAAUGAUAAGAGGAAUUGAAACUUGGUGACU